Phasianus colchicus (ring-necked pheasant) is the source of this 1224-nucleotide messenger RNA. The record is from RefSeq and is a predicted model, not a curated record. NCBI's taxonomy places the organism in Eukaryota, Metazoa, Chordata, Aves, Galliformes, Phasianidae.
GUGACCUUGGGGACACCUCGGGUGACCUCGCAGGUGAUCGGUGGCAAUGAGGACCCGCAGGGGGUGGUGCUGAAGGAUCUGUCCCCCCCCCUGGUGGCGGUGGCACUGCGGGUUCACCCCCGCGCCCCCCGAGCGAUGAGCGUCUGCCUGCGGCUGGAGCUCUACGGAUGUCCCUGGGAUGCCGGGCUGCUGUCCUACACCGCGCCAAGGGGACACACGAUGUCCCUUCACCCCACAACCAUCGUCCUCAAUGACUCCACCUAUGAUGGUGACAGCGCCGGCCCGUUGCUCUAUGGGGGUCUGGGCCAGCUGGCAGAUGGAGUUUUGGGGUUGGAUGAUUUCACACGGAGCCGAGAGCGAAGGCUCUGGCCUGGCUACGACUACGUGGGCUGGCGAAGACCCCCCGGCCCCCAGCCCCAUGUGGAGCUGGAGUUUGAGUUUGAGCAGCUGCGGAUGUUCCGUGCCAUGAAGGUUCACUGCAACAACAUGCGCACGCGGGGGGUGAGCAUCUUCACGGCGGUGGAGUGCAGCUUCAAACACAGCCUGGAUGCCCCCUGGGAGCCCCCCGACGCCCCCCACCACCCCGAGGGGACAAUUGGGGACCCCCGAGCUCGUUGGGUCACCGUGCCGUUAGGGGGACGCAGGGGACGCUUCGUUAGGUGUCGGUUCUUCUUUGCGGGUGAAUGGAUGCUUUUCAGCGAGGUCAACUUCGUGUCCGGUGGGUGGCGUCCCCCCUGGGAGCCCAAGGCUGGGCAACCGGUGGCCAAAGAGGAUCACAGCCACACGUCCAUCCUGAUUGGCUGCCUGGUGGCCAUCAUCCUGCUCCUAUUGGCCGUCAUCGUCCUCAUCCUCUGGCGGCAUCACUGGAGGAAGAUCUUGGGGAAGGUGAGUGGGGGGGGUCCGAGUGUGGGGAGAUGGGGCGAUUGGUUGGGUAAUGAGGCCGUUAAUUGGGGUGAUGGGGUGGUUGGAUAGGUGGUGGGGUCGUUAAUUAGGUAACGGGGGUCACUGGUUAGGUGAUGAGGUCAUUAGUUGAGUGAUGAGGUGGUUCGUUGGGUGACGGGGUUGUUAAAUGGGUAACGUGGUCAUUAAUUGGGUGAUGGGGUCAUUAAUUGGAUGGUGAGGUCAUUAACUGUGUGAAGGGGUUGUUGGUUGGGUAAUGAGGUCAUUACUUGUGUGAUGAGAUGGUUAGUUGGCUGAUGGGGUCGUUAAUUGGGUAAUGGGGUU